This is a messenger RNA of Dicentrarchus labrax (European seabass), 7990 nucleotides long. RefSeq names its product neurotrophic tyrosine kinase, receptor, type 2a (gene ntrk2a). Gene Ontology annotation, cellular component: signaling receptor complex; plasma membrane; axon. NCBI's taxonomy places the organism in Eukaryota, Metazoa, Chordata, Actinopteri, Moronidae. Gene Ontology annotation, molecular function: brain-derived neurotrophic factor receptor activity; brain-derived neurotrophic factor binding; ATP binding. The record is from RefSeq and is a predicted model, not a curated record. Bases 543 to 2996 code for a protein of 817 amino acids. The transcript is spliced from 20 exons. Gene Ontology annotation, biological process: cellular response to brain-derived neurotrophic factor stimulus; trans-synaptic signaling by neuropeptide, modulating synaptic transmission; protein phosphorylation.
UCAUUUAGUCUGUAACCACCCACCAAACCAAGCAGCACCACCCGUCCCUCAGUCGAGAAAUCAUCCACACACAGAGAACAUAGUGUUGGGGAGGCUCCGGUCGGUGCGUGUCAGCUGAGAGAGAGAGAGAGAGAGAGAGAGAGAGAGAGAGAGAGAGAAAGGGGGUGAGAUAGAGAGACAGAGAGCAGAGAGAGAGAGAGAGAGAGGAGGGAGAGAGAGAGAGAGAUCCUCCUUGGCACACACCCGUCAGUGUGGCAGUGUGAUUUUGACUGACUGGCUGACUGACGGGGGAUUCUGGAGGAAACACACAGGAAAGGGGACGACCCACACAUUCUCCUGUUUUCUUUUUUCCACUUCUCGCUGUCUGUCACUGUUGUCACCGCCGAUGGUUUUGUAGCCGCGCCGCCUGUACCCACCUCAGCAUCGGGAUUUUACUUUAUUUCUCCUCUCCUUGAUUGGCUGAAACGGGGCUGAUCCCAAGCCACCCUGGGCCGGGCCGUGGGGCUGUUCAGCGAGCCUUAUAGCUGAAGUUGGCACCCGAGAUGAGCGCCUUGAAACCCUGGAGCGGGGCUCUCUCCUCGCCGGGGAGAGGGUCUGGGUCGUGGCGUUGCUGGUGGUGGUGGUGGUGGGUCGUGGUAGUCGGGGUGGCAGUGGGUUCGGGAGACCCGUGGUUGUCCGCGGAAGCAUGCCCGUCCACUUGCUCCUGCAGCAGCACCAGGAUCUCCUGCGUGGACCCGGAGCAGGGUAUCAAUGCUUUCCCCGUCCUGCAGAGCGAGGCGGAGAUGGAGAACAUCACCGACAUUUACAUCGCCAACCAGAGCAGCUUCUCCUCCAUCAACGACAAAGACCUGCACUACUACAAGAAUCUCAGGAACCUAACGGUGACCAACAGCAGGCUAACAUACGUAUCAAAGCUGGCCUUUCAGAACAACAUCAAGUUACAGUAUCUGAAUCUGAAAGAUAACAACCUGUCAUCACUGUCCUGGAGGAUAUUCAGGCACCUCAACAUCUCUUAUCUGAUCCUGUCAGGGAACCCUUUGCACUGCUCCUGUGAGAACAUGUGGAUCAAGCUGUGGUUAGGAGAGGAAGCAGACACUCAGGAGCUGCACUGCAUUGAGGAUGGAGGAGGACGCAAGCUCCUGUCCACACUGGUACUACCUAACUGUGAGGUUCCCAUGGCAACGUUAAGCCCAUCCAAAGUGACAUUAAUGGAGGGGGAUAAACUGGACUUGUCCUGUACGACGUCUGGGGUGCCGUCGCCUGAGCUGAUAUGGAACAUGGCACUGGUCACCAACUAUGAGAUCCAAACAUCAGGCCAGAUUUCGGUUCUAAGACUGUCCAACCUGUCUUCUUUGGACCACAACUGCAAGAUCAGCUGCACAGCAGAGAACAUUGUUGGAGAGAAAGAGUCCUCGCUGCUGCUGGACAUACUCUUUCCUCCCAAAAUCACUAAACUGAGUGAUGCAAUCCCAGACCAUCACUGGUGCAUCCCCUUCAGCGUGUCAGGAAAUCCACAACCGCGUCUAGAGUGGUUUCUGGAUGGUAAAUCGGUGACGGAGGGGCAAUACAUCAUGACCAUGAUCCAUGAUGUCACAGAGAGAGAGUACCACGGCUGCCUGCAGCUGGACAGCCCCACACACCUCAACAACGGACGCUACACCCUCUUGGCUAUAAAUAAAUUUGGGAGAGAUCAAAAAGAGGUGGAGGCACACUUCAUGAGGAAGCCCUGGGAUGGAACAGAGAAGGACCCUUACUAUUAUGAUCCAACCACAGAGGGCCCCCCUGUAGAACCACCUGAAGACAGAGUCGCUGUGUACGUGGUGGUGGGAAUUGCUGCUGUCGCCUUCACUGGUUUCCUUCUCAUGUUGGUUAUUCUCAAGUUUGGAGGAAACUCUAAAUUUGGCAUCAAAGGACCAUCUUCAGUGAUCAGCAACGACGAUGACUCGGCCUCUCCUCUUCACCACGUCUCCAACGGCAGCAACACCCCUUCCUCUUCAGAGAUGGGCCCUGAUGCGGUAAUCAUCGGCAUGACCAAGAUCCCAGUGAUAGAAAACCCUCAGUACUUCAGGAGCACAAACAGCCUCCUGAAGACGGACACGUUCGUCCAGCAUAUUAAGAGACACAACAUUGUCCUGAAGAGAGAGCUGGGAGAGGGAGCCUUCGGAAAAGUCUUCCUGGCUGAGUGUUACAACCUCUCACCUGACCAAGAGAAGAUACUGGUGGCUGUCAAGACACUUAAAGAGGCCAGUGAAAAUGCCAGGAAGGAUUUCCACCGUGAGGCUGAGCUGCUGACCAACCUUCAACAUGAGCACAUUGUCACUUUCUAUGGAGUCUGCGUGGAGAGUGACCCUCUCAUCAUGGUGUUUGAGUACAUGAAACAUGGAGACCUCAACAAGUUCCUCAGGGCUCACGGUCCAGAUGCAGUUCUGAUGGCAGAGGGCCAGACCACCAGACCUGUGGAGCUGACCCAAUCUCAGAUGCUGCACAUCGCUCAGCAGAUAGCAUCUGGCAUGGUUUACCUGGCAUCACAGCACUUUGUGCACCGCGACCUGGCCACCAGGAACUGCCUGGUGGGUGAGAACCUGCUGGUAAAGAUUGGAGACUUUGGCAUGUCAAGAGAUGUCUACAGCACUGACUACUACAGGGUAGGUGUCGGAGGUCACACCAUGCUGCCAAUCCGUUGGAUGCCCCCUGAAAGCAUCAUGUACAGAAAGUUCACCACAGAGAGUGAUGUUUGGAGUUUAGGAGUUGUUCUCUGGGAGAUCUUCACCUAUGGAAAACAACCUUGGUACCAGCUCUCCAACAACGAGGUGAUAGAGUGUAUAACCCAGGGCAGGGUGCUGCAGCGCCCCAGGACCUGUCCUAAAGAAGUAUAUGACCUGAUGCUGGGCUGCUGGCAGAGAGAGCCACACAUGAGACUCAACAUCAAAGAAAUCCACGGUCUGCUCCUCAACCUGGCCAAGGCCUCACCUGUAUACCUGGAUAUACUGGGCUGAACACACGAGGAGGACGGAGAAGAGUUUUGGAUGUGUGUGUGUGUGUGUGUGUGUGGGUGGGUGGAGAUGGUUACUGUAUCUAAGUGUGCAUUUGAGGUUGCAUGCAUGUGUGUGUUUGUGUGUGUGUGUGUGUGUGUGUGUGGGUGGAUAUGGUGACAACUGUACAGGAUGUGAAGCUAUUAUCAAACUCUUAAAGGCAAUCAAAAAAUUCCUCAACCCAUCCCCAAUCGCCUCUUUCCUUCCUUCCUUCCUUCCUUCCUUCCUUCCUUCCUGCCAAUUUCCUCUCCUUUGUGCAUCUCUGCUCCUUCCCUCCUUCUUCCUUACCGGAGAGACAUUUACAAAGAGUAAUUUAACUUUGGAGGAAAAAAACGCUUCUCACUUCUUUUCAAAUGCUUUAAACUGACUGGGGCUAAAAUGAUGAAACCUGAUUAACAGGACUUUAAAUUUAGUGACUCUCCCCUCGCUGCCCGUCGGACAACAGGACUCACUUAAACAGUCGGGAAAUUUCAAGGAGGCGCAGCGCGGGGGGAGGAUUUCCGGAAGCUUCAAUCCUUUUCGUGUAAAUAUGAGACUGUAUGAUGGUGAGAUGUUUCAGAGGAAAUGGCUCUGUGCGAUGUCGAGCCAUAAAGACACUGUGUUUCCCCCCUCUCGCCCUGUCCGUUUGUCUGUCCGUCUGUCUUUCUGUCUGAGUGUUAAUGUCAGCAUUCAUCCAACAGGCCUGUGGAAAAGACUACACAGGUCAUGAUUAACACACUGGUACACAUACGGUAGAUUGACUGUAACAGAAAAUGGAGGAAAAGUAAACACAAUCUGGUUUUCUGCCUGUCAGAUGGCAAAAGAUUAUUUCUGGUUGGCUAAUUUUGCUGAAACAAAAAAAACAAAAACAUAAACAAUACAGUGCCUGCUGAAGCUGAACUGAACUGCUGUGGUGAACAAAUAAUUCAGGAAGACGGCUGAGGUAUUCUACUAUACUGUAAUUGUGAAUGCCAAAUACUAGAAAUGUAAAAAAGCUUGAUCUAUCUGGCACUUACGUACAAUAUCUCAUCAUGCAACAGACUGAUAUACACUAUUAUAAGGAUAUAUGCACUCAUAUCUGCAUACUGCAUUUUACCACUGCUUUCUGUUACAUAUUUACUUUGCUUAGGCCUGGACUGCACUUAUAUACAGCAACAUCGUAAUAUGAUGACUACAAAGUGACAGAUGCUUCACUCGUGAUGUCAAGCGCUCGUGUCGGAGGUCAAUUGAUUAAUUUGUCCGCAGCUGUCCGACAAUCGAGAGGUCUUGGUGUUGAGGGGGGAGGGAGGGCGUAAAGGUUGCUAAGGGAGGCUGGGCUUUGAGUGGUCAAAUCACGGUCAGAUGUGUGGGCGGUGGCGCUGUAGAAGGUGUGGUUCAUUUGGUCAACCCAUAUUAAAUCAUCGAGGCUCUCAGCACUCAGACAUCCUUGAAAACCACAUCUGUGCUAGAGGGGACGACAACACACAUACACACACACAUACUGUAUACCUUAUCCCGUCAUCCCACAAUCUCUACACACACACACAGACACACAGACACGCACACACUGAAAGACACUCAAAACGGGCCGAAGGAAAUUGAAUUGUGCAUGUUUUAUUAUUUGAGCGGUGCAGUGCUUUAGCCAGGCCCCGUCCACUGUAAUGGUGUAAUGUAUAUUUCAUUACAGCCUAAUGGGCUCCAUUAGCACAGUCUCCUCACAGACAUUCAAGACUUAUUGUUUUAUGGCUGAGAAGGAAAGAUGGAGGGAUGGAGAGGUGAAGGAGAAGAAAACAGAGAGAGGGGCCUGCAAUGAGGAGCAGUGGAGAGGAGAAAUAAGAGAAGAGGUAAUAAUGCAUAUUGGGAAGAAAUGGAGAGGGAAGGGAGAGAGUUCAGAAUGGAAGCAAUGGGGUAGAAAGGAGGAGAUGAUGGGAGUGAAAAGGUACGAAUGGGUCAUGUAGAGACAGAUGAAGGAGAAAGAGAAGAUAGCGGAGUGAAAAAAAGGGGGGGAAAGAGAGGAGGUGUGAAUGUCCUCAGGGAGCAAGUGAGAGCGAGCAUCCAUCAUUACUGCGGCCUGCAGAUGUUGUAUAAGCCACAACUCCAAACUUCAUGCUCCCAUCACAUUCCUACAGCUGGCCUCAACCACACACCCCACAUUCAUUUUACUGGCAAUCCACCGACAGCUUACACUGAGAAUAAACUCAAUAAUGUACCACACAUCCACAUUAUUGAGAACCACUUCACUCACUUACAGUACAGCUCACAUAUCUGCUCAAAAGGCUUACAGACACACUGUAUAUACAUCAGCUCACAUGCAUGCAAGGAAACACAUUUAAUGUUUAUUUUGGCAUUUACUGGAGCAGAUUUUACUCUUUACAGACAUAUUAAAAAGUCAUAAUCACUGCAGUUUCACUAACUCAUUUUAAUUAGAUGUAAAACAUCAAUCUGGAAAUAUAAGUCUUAUUUGUUUAUUAACAACAGCACUUGAUGGUAUUGAUGUUUGUGAACUUGAAAAUGUUGAUUUUAUUGAUUUAUAGUAUUAUUAUUUAUAAAUUAAGAAGCAUUUUGUACAUUUCUUUCUAUAUCUAAGGUUGCCUUUUGCAACAACAAACUGAAAUUGAUGACUCUGGUUUAAUUGAUUAUGUUUUAGCAAAUGUGUAAAGAUAGUCUUAAGCGUUUAUGUAUUUUUAUGUCAGGCUCCCUCUUAACAGCUACCUAGCCUGUACUCAUGUACAGUGUACUCUACAACAGGGAUGGAUAUUUCACCAGUCUGCCACAUUUGUAGAUUUAGUUUGACAUAUUGCAAAAUUAUUUUCACCUGUCAGAGCAUGAAUGCAAGGGGUAAUGGCUGAAGCACUGACAAGGCAGGCUAACAAGGUCCUCAAAAAUCCAUCCCUGCUGUAUAGACAAGUAGAGUUUGCACUGAGUGAGCACACUCAAAACUUGCCACACAAUAACUCUGCGAUAAUAGGGGGCAGGGUGUGUGAGGGCCUGUGUGUCAGAAAAAAUGGUGAGAAACAAACACAGAGCAUAUGAAUGCGUCCGAUGUCAAAAGAGCAGAAUAGGUCAAAAGCGACAUCCCAGCUGGCUGCACUGUGUGUGUACGUACCUGCUGUGUUUCCUUUUCUUUCUUUUUUUUUAAUAAUUAAUUGUGUCAAGUUGGACAGCGGUGAUGUUUUGACAGAUAGAAAGAGGCUGUGGUGUGUAAUGAUGAAGACUUCAGCACAACGCAGGAGUGUUCUGUGAAACUUUAACUCUGGCUGAAGAUCGUCUGUCGUUGCAUCGACGCCUCAGAUCAAAGAUAUUAGUCAAACAAAGGAGAAAAGAGGAGGAAAAACAACUGCUGUAUGAAUGGACACCUCAGAAAAGGAGGGACUGACAAUCACAGACUUCUCUCUUUCUCUCUCUUCUUCAAGUGACCUACUGUAAAAUAGACUAUUCAACCAACUUUCCUCUUCUAUGCUGCCUAUACUGUACGUGAUAGUCUUAAACUUUGGUCUCUAAAAGUGCUACUUUUUCUUUUUUUUUGUAAAAUGAAAUAACAGCGAGAGGAAUGAACAAAAAUACAUAUGUACAAAUGUGAAUAAGCUGCUGAAAGAAAUAAGCGUCACAAACUGCUGUGUCCGAGACUGUGUCAGUGUCUAGAUUGUACUAUUUUCUUCUUUUGUCUUAGAAGUGGAGGGCAGAGAAAUUGGUAGCUACAUUGGACUCACAAAUACACAAAAUGACAUACAGCAUCCGCCGGGAUGCAGAGCAGUGUUUGCUCAUUCUCCCGGUGGUGUGUGUCUGUGUGUGUGUGUGUGUGUGUGUGUGUGUGUGUGUGUGUGUGUGUGUGUGUGUGUGUGGGAGAAGGCUGAUUGAUGCCGGAGUGAGUCAGGAGGGAUUCAGACUCUAGCCAAAUCCUAGUUCAAAUGCAAUGAGAUUCAACAGAGGAAUCAGGAAUUGAUUUGUUGUCGCUGUUCACCAAUCCAUGAUAAAUGACUUUACCCAGUCGUGUUGGACUGAGGUUGGUAUUAUGGCAGCUAAGAUUUAUGGAAUCACUCAAUUGCUUUAUUUAUGUCUCCAAAAUCAGCCUUCUUCUUGACACAACUUACUAAAGCCUGGGUUUCACAGAAGUGUACAAGCAAUAUUAAUGGAUAUUUUCUUUUGCCUAUCGCCUCUCUAUAAUAUAAAUACCAGGCUGAGUUUGGGCUAAACCAUGUGACUCAGUGAGCCGAAGCAUAUUCCACAUACAGAUACACAUCACGACUUUGAGUGUGUUACGAUCCAUAUCACAUUUAAUCCCCUCUCUCUCACAACCCCUCACAUCUCAGUCUAAGCUAAUAGAGCUGAAAUAUCAUAAAGGUCAUCUUUAAGAUUACCUUUGUGCUUGGAUGCUUCUGGAGCCCAUACACCCCGAAGAAUGUAAUACCACAAAAACUGCUUCUCUGAGAAAAAAAAAAGAAAAAAUGAAACUGUGAUUUGCUAUAUGCAGUAUUUCUGUUUUUCAGUAUGAGUUUCUUUGGGUUCUGUGCUGUUUGUCUCUGUGUAUAGAGGGUUUCGCAGCUGCCAUCGUGGUAGAAAAAAAGAAGGAUUUUGGAUGUUUUGUGGAUGUUUGGAUUGUGAAAGGCUUAAAAAUAGGAGCAGAGGACAAAACGCUGUACGAUUUCUGUAUGGAAGAGAUGUUAAAAUGUUAUUUGUAUGCCUAAAAAUGCUCUUCAGUAUGUAAGAAACAUCUGUAUUGCGAAGCACACAAGGUAAUUAAAAGCUGGAAAUGCUCUGAUUGAUGCAGCUAAUGUCUGUCUUUGCAAGCAGGUUGUUAUCCGGUAAAGCAAAAGUGCUCCACUGGUGCACACACACACACACAGAAACAUACACCAGAAGGAACUUGUACAGUCAUACAGUUGCGUGGUGAAAACGAUCAUAGUGAGUCAUGAUGGUAAUGAUGAUAUGAUUUCUCUCUGAACGUGGACCAGUCUGUCGUGAUACAAUGUAAUUAAUAAAAAGUGUUAUGUCACAUCAAA